AUGUCAAAUCUCGAACAACCUAUACACGCCCCUCUCCCCGUUCCUGUACCACUAUCUCCCGUCUCGCAUAAACUCCCCAACCAUAACCCCACAAGCUCCAACAUCCUGACACUAGAUUCUCCGCCUUCCUCUCGACCCCUACAGCUACCACACGCUCCUAUACCGUCACCCAUCCUGUCCAAGCUCUAUCACCGCCUUCCACCAACAUUAAUCAACUUCAUUGACCAAAAUGUCGGUCUUACCUUGGUAGCUUGCGCUCAACUAUUCUUCGUAUUGAUGUCCUUAACAGUCAAGUAUUUCCUAUCCACAACGAAGAUAUCAGCUUUCACACUUAUCUUCGUCCGAAUGAGCAUCACUUCGAUAUUCUGUUUCCUAUCUCUGGUAUUCAUAGUCAAGGAUAAAAAUCCCUUAUUGGGUCCAGAGGGUAUACGGCGACUUCUCCUUCUCAGGGGAUUUUUCGGAUUUAUGGGUCUAUUAGGGAUGUACCAGGCUUUAAGAGGAUUGACCGUAUCUGACGCGGUCACCAUCCAAUUCCUCGCUCCUACCUUGACAGCUCUACUGGGAUAUUUGCUAUUAGGAGAAAAGCUAUCCCUUAAGGAAAUCAUAGCGGGAUUCUGCUGUUUAGUCGGAGUAGUAUUGGUCUCAAGACCAAGCUUUAUUUUCGGUAAUGUAGAUACGCCAACUGCAGGAGGAGGGGGAGGCACAAGAUUGGAUUUACCCCCUCCUCCACCUGGUGAAGGCGAUACAGAAGGUAUUCAAACUCCCCAAAGAGCUGUAUCGGUUGCAUGGGCAUUUGUUAAUGUGUUCUUCACCGCUGUCGCUUACACGACCAUCCGCGGAAUAGGCGACAAAGCACAUGCAUUACAUUCGAUUGGAUAUUUCUCUUAUCUGUGUACUAUAUGUACUGGAUUAUACAUGCUAGUCAACCCUAAACCCACUGUAUUUGUAGAGAGUUUCCGGGAUUUCUUAUUUAUCAUUACAAUAGGCAUAUUCGGGUUCUGCGCCCAGACUCUCCUGACACUAGGACUUCAACGAGAAAAGGCCGGACGAGCGGGUAUAGCAUUAUACACCCAAGUAGUAUUCUCCCUCGUACUGGAGUUUUUAAUGUGGCAAACUAUACCUUCAUUCUUGAGUACUUUGGGUACCAUUAUCAUCUUGACAUCGGCUUUGUGGGCUACGCUAUCAUCCACCAAACCCCUUCCCCAAGCCACACCAACCGAUCCCGAAGCUCUACCAUUCUCACGAUCUCCCUCGCCCAUUCCUCCACCUCAAUCUAAUCGACCAACACUCAGAGGAGAACAUUACAGCUAUGAAUCGGUACCUACGAGCGAAGCGGAUAAUGGUGGUUUCAUCAUUGGAGAAGGUGAGGAGGAAACGGCGAGUAACGGUCUAUCGAGAAAUGGUAGUAAGGAUCUGUUAAAUAUUCCGUCGCGUAAUGGCUCAAGGAGGGGAUCAAGCGCGUCUGAUAGAUCUGAUUCGUUGGGAUUCAAGGGGACGAGCAGAGAUGAUGAUAGAUAG
Molecule: messenger RNA, 1518 nt
Organism: Kwoniella botswanensis
Lineage: Eukaryota; Fungi; Basidiomycota; Tremellomycetes; Tremellales; Cryptococcaceae
Exons: 5
Coding region: 1-1518 (505 amino acids)
Cellular component (GO): membrane
Source: RefSeq, a predicted model, not a curated record